GUCUGCAUCGGCCGCAGGCACCCACAAUAUGCAACACUUAUCGACGGCAUUGCUGAUCAUUUCAUUAGUGAUCGUCGUCUAUCAAGGAAGUGGCGUGACGGCACAAGAUGACCUCAUUGACGAGCCAAUUGCUAUAGAGACGAAGAACAGAGCCGUAACAAUAAUACACAACCCAAAACCGCCAAGUAAACCGCCUAACAUCCCUGAUAAACUAGUGAUACAAAAUGUCAAUGCCGAUGUACCCUGGCCUAGGCACGGGCAGAUACAAAAACUACCGCCUCGUCUGUAUUCUAAACAACCUAUGAAGCUGCAACAUUCAGCAAAUUCUAUAUACAAGUUUCCUAGAGUGAUUCCGCUACCACCACAUCAUAGAGCUUAUUAUUUGAAGCCCAGCCGACCACUAGUGUAUGCCGCCUCAACUGGCGGACCUAUAGUUGUAAAGAGUCCUAAGUUCAGUUUACCUGCCCAAGUGAUCAAUGGUAUCCGAACGGACUUUGUCAAACCUCCGAAAAUUAGUAAUACGACGUCUUCAACGACUACUUCUACCACCGAGGCUACAACCACAACUACUGAAAAAGUUCUCCGGACGAAAAGGAUAUGGCCCAAACGUGAACAACACAAAGCAAACUCGACUUUAUCACACAACACGACCUUGACAAAAGACAACACGACUUUUACAAAAACAAACACUACUGACCAGCCAGACCGUGACACCUCAGAGAGCAAAACCCAUCGAACUAGGUUUGCAUACAGAAACACAACGACUAUAACAACGACUAUCAAACCAGUUACGCCAUCAACGCCACGGGUGUACCGCCCGGUCACAAGGAAACUAAAAGUAAAAACCACAACGCCAUUACCACCGAUUAACUUCACCAAACUCGAACCCAAUGACUGGGUGCCAAUAAUGCCCUCACAUUAUCCUACUUUCAAGAAAGCACCACCGACAUCAAUCACUAAACGAUCGGACUCAUUUACUGCCCUACCCGCCGAAUCACAAAGUAAGCAAAUGAUGUAUUUACAAUCUUUUGGGCUUGUCCCGAUACCGAGUUCUCAAACUCCUUUCAUGGCCAGAAAGAAAAUGGUUUUUCUCAAUCGAAAUCGACAAUUGAAACCGACUUAUUCUGGUUACAGUGGGAAGCGGGGACAUUCACCGACGCACUACACGUACGACCUAGAAAGCGAUGGCAGCCACCGACACCCUCGAGUCGUCACCAAAAUCAAACAUCAUCAUCACCACCAUCACCACAAAUACAUUAAAACAGUCGAAAAACCCAUCAAAGUACCAUACAAAGUUGAGGUUCCUAAGCCUUAUCCAGUACAAGUGGAGAAAAAGGUAGAAGUUCCAGUAGAGAAGGUAAAAGUGGUAGAGAAACCGGUGCCGUACCCUGUAACCGUAGAGAAAAAGGUGCCUUAUCCGAUAGGAAUAAAGAUACCACAUCCUGUGCCUGUGAAAGUGGUAGAAAAGGAGUACGUACCGCGACCAUAUGCCGUAGUUCAACAGGUCCCAGUAGUGAAACAUGUGCCAGUGAAAGUGGCAGUGCCAGUCCACGUGGAGAAAAGGGUACCGUAUCCAGUAAAAGUCAAUGUGCCAGUACCUGUGGAUAGGCCCGUCCCUGUACCAGUAAAAGUAGAGAAGCAAGUACCGUACCCGGUACCGGUCAAAGUACUGGUCCCACAACCGUAUCCAGUCGAAACGAAAGUGCCUUAUCCAGUGGAAGUAAGGGUCAAAGAACCAGUUGAAGUAAUAAAACACGUUCCAGUUAAGGUUCCUUAUCCUCAGCCGUAUCCAGUAAAAGUACCGCAUCCGUAUCCAGUAACCGUUGAGAAAAAAGUGCCUUAUCCAGUCGAAGUGGAGAAAAAAGUUCCAGUCCCAUUCGAAGUACGUGUUCCUCAUAAAGUAGAAGUGGAGAAACGAGUGCCGGUAUAUGUGCCAAGACCUUACCCUGUCGAAAAAAAAGUACCCUACCCAGUUAAAGUUCCGUAUCCAGUUAGAGUACCAGUCACGGUAAAAGUGCCAGUGAAGGUACCCGUGGAAGUGCCGGUUGUGAUCCACAACCCCUACCAAUUGUUCGAUGGUAAUUCGUACACUUCUCAGUAUACAGAGAAUUAUGUGACUGACAACACACCUGUAAUUUCAAGUACACCUCAUCACACGGUGACCGUGCACGGUAACACGGGAUUCCAUGGAUUCCAGUCUCGGUCUGACACGGAGGAGACAACGACAACAACGACCCUAAGUAGUUAG
Messenger RNA from Spodoptera littoralis (African cotton leafworm), 2248 nucleotides. NCBI's taxonomy places the organism in Eukaryota, Metazoa, Arthropoda, Insecta, Lepidoptera, Noctuidae. The record is from the annotation of a GenBank genome assembly.